CCUCCCAUUCAUAAAAAAGCCAUUUUCCCAAGUAGUUGCAACAUCGUACCAAAAAGCCCGUGUCCCUACUGCAGUGCUGUUCGUGUCGAUUGUGAUAAAGGAUUUUUCUUCUGGGUGGUUUUUUAUCUGGAACGUCUAUUUUGGAAUAUACAUGAUACCAAUCACAAAAAAUAAGGAAAUGCGUUGUUUUUCAGAACAAGGCUGCUAGACUCCGGGCUCCUCUCUCUCUCAGAGUGAUUUAUGAAGGAGGACGCGGCGGACCCGAAAAUGGAGUCCAGGGUCCCCCACCACAUCCCCGGCGUCCCCUCGGCCGUCCUGGGGCAGCCCCUGCUGGACAGCCGGGUCCCGUACGGGCGCCUGCAGCACCCGCUCGCCAUCUUCCCCAUCGACCAGAUGAGGUCGUCCCACGCGGAGAACGACUACAUCGACAGCCCCGCCGUGGUGUCCCAGCAGCCCCACAGCCAGAAGGCGGCCCGGGGGGGUCCCCACGAGGCCCUGCUGGGGGGGUCCCCGCACCCGAACCCGCACCCGCACCCCCACCCGAUGCGCUGCGACCCGCACGACGUCACCACGCACCCCUGGAUCUCCUUCAGCGGCAGGCCCAGCUCCGUCAGCAGCAGCAGCAGCACCUCCUCCGACCAGCGGCUGCUGGACCACGCCGCCCCCACCCCCGUGGUGGACCCCGGCCUGGCCAGGACCCCCCCGGCGGCGGCCGAGCUCCUGGGCUCCAAGCCCCCGCCCCCCCUCCUGAAGGCGUCGGCCGACCCCCCGGCGGCGGCGUCGGCGGCGGCGGCGUCGGCGGCGGCGGCGUCGGCGGCGGCGGCGGCGGCGGUGGGGAAGAAGCACGCGCUGCUGUGCGAGGACUGCGGGAAGUGCAAGUGCACGGAGUGCACCCUGCCCCGGACGCUGCCCUCCUGCUGGGUGUGCAACCAGGAGUGCCUGUGCUCGGCCCAGAGCCUGGUGGACUCGGCCACCUGCAUGUGCCUGGUGAAGGGCGUGUUCUACCACUGCACCAACGAGGAGGACGAGGAGGGCUCCUGCGCCGACCGGCCCUGCUCCUGCUCGCAGGCCAACUGCUGCGCCCGCUGGACCUUCAUGACGGCGCUGGCGCUGGUGCUGCCCUGCCUGGUGUGCUACCUGCCCGCCACGGGCUGCGCCAAGCUCUCGCAGCGCUGCUACGACUGCGCCAGCCGGCCCGGCUGCCGCUGCAGGAACUCGCCCCCCUGCAAGGGCGGCGGCGGCGGCGGCGGUGGGGGGGGCGGGGGCGCCGAGGGCAAGGCCGGUGGGGGGGCGGUGCCGGGGAAGCAGCCGUCCUGAUGCCCUCCUCGCCCCCACAAACCCAAACCCAGACCUAGCCCGCCCCUCCACCCACGGCCGUACCGCCUGGUUUAGCUCUUUCGCUUUAUUGGCUCUCUGGAGAAGG
Messenger RNA from Anguilla anguilla (European eel), 1423 nucleotides. RefSeq names its product sprouty homolog 4 (Drosophila) (gene spry4). The record is from RefSeq and is a predicted model, not a curated record. Lineage: Eukaryota; Metazoa; Chordata; Actinopteri; Anguilliformes; Anguillidae. Gene Ontology annotation, biological process: multicellular organism development; negative regulation of Ras protein signal transduction; animal organ development. Bases 241 to 1317 code for a protein of 358 amino acids. The transcript has 2 exons. Gene Ontology annotation, cellular component: cytosol; membrane.